This is a messenger RNA of Plenodomus lingam JN3, 1356 nucleotides long. RefSeq lists its product as uncharacterized. Gene Ontology annotation, cellular component: endomembrane system; endoplasmic reticulum. The record is from RefSeq and is a predicted model, not a curated record. Lineage: Eukaryota; Fungi; Ascomycota; Dothideomycetes; Pleosporales; Leptosphaeriaceae. Gene Ontology annotation, biological process: phosphatidylinositol acyl-chain remodeling. Gene Ontology annotation, molecular function: acyltransferase activity.
AUGGCAACCAACGGCCUGAAGCAGCGAUAUCCGCCGGGAUCCGUGCCCGUCAUAGAGAAGUUGAAGGCACAGCGAACUCGACACUCGACACCGACCGCCUCGACCGCCUCGACCGAAUCAACAGAAGAAAAGGGCGCCGCAUCAUCGAUACCACCACCUCAUCCCAGAGGAGAGAUCAAGCAUGGAGCUUUUAAGCAGGCUAUUCGCAUGGCCCUGUUCGCUCUGUACUUCAGCAGCAGCAUCCUCGCCAUUUCUGUGACCCAAUACAUUGGCGCGCCCCUAUACCUGUACUCCAAGGACCUCUUCUACGCCUGGAUGGCCAUGACCAAACAGCAUUUCGGCAUCGUCAGCGCAACCAUGACUUACUGGUGGGCGCCCACCACGGUCAGAAUCAGUGGAGAUGCUAGUGUACGAGGGCAGAUGAGGAAGACGGCAGAUGGGAGGUUAGAAUGCGACUUCCCCGAGCGCAUAGUCCUCAUCUCGAACCACCAGAUUUACACAGACUGGGUCUACCUCUGGUGGAUGGCCUAUACCGCAGACAUGCACGGCCACCUCUACAUCAUCCUCAAAGAAUCAAUCAAAUACAUACCCAUCAUCGGUACCGGCAUGAUGCUCUACGGCUUCAUCUUCCUCUCCCGCAAGUGGGCAACCGACAAAGAACGCUUCCAAUACCGUCUGAAGAAGCUGAGCACCAGCCACGCCGGCCCGCUCUCCGGAACCCCAGGUCUCGAUCCCAUGUGGCUCCUCAUCUUUCCCGAGGGCACAAACCUAAGCACAAACGGACGCGUCGCGAGCAAGAAAUGGGCAGACAAGAACGGCAUUCCCGAUCUCCGCCACGCAUUACUGCCACGCAGCACAGGCCUGUCAUUUUGUCUGCAAGAAUUAAAGGACACAGUCGAAUACAUGUACGACUGCACCCUCGCCUACGAAGGCGUUCCCGCUGGCCAAUACGGCCAAGACAUCUUCACUCUCCGCGGCACCUACUUCCAAGGCCGCUCCCCAGCCUCCGUAAACCUACACCUCCGCCGCUUCCGCAUCGCCGACAUUCCCCUCCACGAUGAAACAGUCUUUGCAGCCUGGCUGCUCGCCCGCUUCCGCGAAAAGGACGACUUGCUCCAAUACUUUGUCGACCACCAGCGCUUCCCUGCCGAUGAGGGCGAGAGCUUCGACCAGAGUGCCGACGGCGGCAAGGGCGCGGUCGUGAGGGGCGCGGGUUGGAUCGAGACGGAGGUUAGGCCUGCGCGCUGGUGGGAGUGGAUUCAGGUUUUUGUGCCGACGGCGGCGGCGGCGCUGGUGGUGAAUGUGGCGGUUAAGAUGGUGAGGUUGGUUUCGAGGCUGUUGAGGGGUGGUGCUUGA